Anolis sagrei ordinatus is the source of this 3135-nucleotide messenger RNA. RefSeq names its product BRCA1 associated RING domain 1 (gene BARD1). Gene Ontology annotation, cellular component: BRCA1-A complex; BRCA1-BARD1 complex. The record is from RefSeq and is a predicted model, not a curated record. Lineage: Eukaryota; Metazoa; Chordata; Lepidosauria; Squamata; Anolidae. Gene Ontology annotation, biological process: protein K6-linked ubiquitination. Gene Ontology annotation, molecular function: ubiquitin-protein transferase activity; protein binding.
AGAUCAGAGCGGGAAAUGGGAGUGCUGGGCCGAUCCCGCCCCCUUGAGCUGCUUGCAAGUGACUGCUUCCGCCUUGGAGAGGCGCGCGCGCGGCAAAGUUUGAACCAGUCUGUGCGGGGAUCAGAGUCGCGUGGCCAGAGCAGUGAGCGCGAGCUUCUUAAGAUGCGUCUCUCGGCUCUCCGGGUCCGCUCCGGGAACCAGCCCUCCUCCUCCUCCGUCGCGCGCAUGGAGCAGCCCUGGAAGGAAACCCGGGCCGCUCUGGGAAGGCUCCGCGAGAGCCUGGGCUGCUCCCGAUGUGGUGCCAUUCUGAAGAGGCCUGUAAACAUAGGAGGCUGUGAACACGUCUUUUGCCUGACAUGUGUGGGCGACUGCAUUGGCACAGCUUGUCCAGUGUGUCACAUGCCAGCCAUGGUACAAGAUGUGAAGGUAAACAGGCAGCUGGACAAUAUCAUCAAACUAUUCAGCAAACUGCAGAAUCUACAGGGCACUGACUUUUCAGAUUCAAGAGAUAAUCUGUCUACUCCAGAAGAGAUGCCUAGUGUGCCAGAAGCAAAGAAGGAGAUCAAAAUGUGGUUCAGUCCUCGUAGUAGGAAGAUGAGAUUUACUUUGGCGAGGAAGCCGCAGAAAUCUGAGACAAUCAUGGAAAAGGCUAGCCAAUCUCAUGCCUUGACUUCCACAUAUGAUUUCAUUUCUUCCCCUCCUUCUCAAGAGACUUCCAAAGCGGUUAAGAAAUGUCAACCAAAAAAGAAGAAGCUGAGGAAAAAGACUUUAAAGGAUGUCAAUCAACAGUGGGGACUGCUUGGAGGAGGAAGGAAGGACUGCUCAAGUGAAACCAGGGAACCCUUAGUGUCAUUUUGCAGUCAAACUAUGGUUAUCCCGAGUCCAGACUCUAAAGGCACAUCUGAGCAAAGGCCUGUAAUGGCUGAGAGUGAGGGUGAACUUGGCACAGGUGGUAGUACAUCUGUGAUAACUACACCAAAGAGGGACAAAAAUAAGUUGUCUGGUAUGGGUGAUUCCACUGAAGAGUUCUUGACUUCAAAGGAGUGUCUCUCUUCUGGAAACAGUGCAACUAAACGUGGCAGACAACUGAUGGCAUCUCCUACUCCUUUACCUAAACGUCACAGAAAAAAGGAGAACAUUUCUGGAAGAUCACCUUCAUUGAAAGAGUUGCCAGGGCCAUCACCCCAAAAUCUCAGGGGUAAAACCUCUCCCACUUUUGAUUCUGUAAGAUCUUCUCAACUGAGUGUCACACCAACAUCGAGAUACUCUGAAGACUUUCAACAUGCAAGUGGUGAAACAUUUCCAGGAACACCAUUGAAGUCUAGUAAUGCUGCUCAAAAAGGGACACAGCAAACAGAGCCUUUAUGUAAGAAAUCUCCUCGUAACUUGUCUUUGAAAAGAAAUCAUAAAGGGGAAACGCUGCUCCACGUCGCUUCCAUUGAGGGGAAUCUUUCUGCUGUUGUGCAUUUACUAAAAAAUGGAGCAGACCCCAAUGUUAAAGACUAUGCUGGAUGGACACCACUGCACGAAGCCUGCAAUCAUGGACAUAAGGACAUAGUGGCAUUAUUGUUGCAGCACGGGGCACUGCUGAAUGCGACCGGUUAUCAGAAUGAUUUGCCACUUCACGAUGCAGUCAAGAAUGGACAUCUGAGCAUUGUUAAACUCUUGCUUUCUCAUGGCGCUUCUCGAGAUGCAGUGAAUAUAUUUGGUCGCAGACCUGUUGAUUAUGCUGAAACAGAAGAAAUGAAGUCGGUUCUAAUGUUGUCAGCAAAGAAUGAAUCUUCAGUUAUUCAAUCUGGAGAGCAAACAAACCGAAAUCAUCCCAGAGAGGGGCCUGUUGUUCUCCUUGGAAGUGGCCUUGAUCCAUCUAAGCAACAAUUGCUGAGCAAAUUAGCACUGGUUCUGAAGGGUAGUGUCUGCAUGGAGUUUAACAGCACAGUGACACAUGUGGUUAUCCCUGAGCAUCUUGUGCGGAGUACUAUGAAGUGUAUGCUGGCAAUUCUGAAUGGAUGCUGGAUCUUGACAUUUAAGUGGGUAGAGGUCUGCCUUCAGACAGGAGCUAGGGAGGAAGAAGAGAAGUAUGAAAUAGACGGAGGCCCACGACAGAGUCGGCUGAACAAAGAGCAGCUGUUGCCAAAAUUGUUUGAUGGCUGCUACUUCUAUUUCCUUGGAGUGUUCAAGGAGCACAACAAAGAUGACCUGAAAGAACUGGUGAAAGCAGGUGGAGGACAGAUUCUCUUGAGGAAACCCAAAUCGGAUAAUGAUGUGACACAGACAAUCAAUACUGUGGCCUAUCAUGCUGAGAUUACUUCUGACCAAAGUUUCUGUACCCAGUAUAUAAUCUAUGAUGGUUCGUCUAACUAUACCCCAGAGAAAAUUCGUCAAGGAAAGGUCUGGGAGGUGCCAUCUAAAUGGCUUGUAGAGUGUGUGAUGUCAUUUCAACUAUUACCUGUUAAGCAAUGAAUUUCCCAGCAUUGUGACACCUGAAUCAUUUGUGUUGCCUGGCUUUUUUAAACAGAAAGUGAAACUUCGCUCUUCAGUUAAAAAAUAACUGCCAAGUCGCAGAUUGGUUUUGUUUAUACGCUGCAAAUUACUGAGUCGGGGUCAAGGGAUAAAUAUAACCAGAAUUUGGUUGUUGUUACUAUUAUCUCCAAGUGUCCAAGCUGGUGGCUUUUUUAAACUUAUGAAUAAUUUGACUUAUGACAGUUAUUUCUAUAUUCUAUUUGUGUUUUUGCAGGUGUUUUUUUAAAAAAAUCUGCUUUCCUUGAAUGAAUUCAAUUUCAAUUGUGAUCUAGUAGAAAACACUUGUGUUUGUCCAAAGACUUUCCCUGUCCCUCUGAAUCACAAAGUAUUCUGAAAUAAUAGGAAUUUUGAACAGAAUGUGCAUGUUUCUCAGAAAGCAUCUUCCAGUGUCAUUCUGGGUAUUAUAAUCCCUUUAUAUAGGAAGCAAUAAUAUCAACUACCUACGUACUAAAGCGUUUUUUUCUGUUUGAACAUAAUGAAACUGGCACUGUUGUUUUGUUGAGCUUGUAAAUAGCAUUUUUUCUGUGUCUAAUCAUGAUAUCUAUGUUUUCAUAUGUCGUUUUAAAUGUUUCAGAUUAUAAUCAGUGAUAAAUCAUGACUUGAAGCAUUGUA